GUGCGCACUUGUGACUUCUGCAUUUAACUUUUCAGCGGGGGAAGCUGUGGAAAGUUCGUCAAACGUCAAAGUCUUGUCAAACCACGCGAGCUUCCUGGCCGUCAGAAGAUCGGAAUAGCUGUUUAUGGAGGAGAUCUGCUGAUUUUCUUUUCUUUUUUUCUUUUUUUUUUUUUUGCGCCUGAAGACAACAUGUGCUGAAGAAGACGAUGGACGAAGGCGCAAAGCUGCACCUGAAGGAGUGGCUGGUGGCGCAGAUAGAGAGCGGUCAAUAUGAAGGACUCAGCUGGGAGGACCACCACAAAACCAUGUUCAGGAUCCCGUGGAAACACGCAUCCAAGAAGGACUACAAACAGACGGAGGACGCCGCGCUCUUUAAGGCCUGGGCUGUGUAUAAGGGCAAAUACAGGGAAGGCAGGGACCAAGCUGACCCCACUAUGUGGAAGACGCGUCUCCGCUGUGCCCUCAACAAGAGCACAGACUUCCAGGAGGUCAGUGAACGCAACCAGCUGGACAUCAGUGAGCCCUAUAAAGUCUACCGUAUUCAGGUCACAAAUGAUCCAGGAAGACCAGCAGAUUUGCUCCAUACAAAGAACCCGAUGAGCCCAAUGAUCACCCAGGUUAAGACUUCUCCAAAGGGACAAGCUAGUCCUGAGCCUCAGCUACACUGUGAAAGCAAAUAUUUUCAAGGAAACAAAGAAGAAGAGGAAAUACUGAGUGGUGAUCUGAUGCAGGAGCACAGGUACUGCGGAAACAAACCUCAACGUGAGGAUUCUGCUCCUUCUGUGAUCUUACUUCCAGAGCUCGCUAUGUCAGACUUUCGUAUGCAGGUGAUGUUGUUCUACCAUGGCCAGAGGGUGAUGAAUGUGACCACUAGCAGUCCUGAGGGCUGUUUCAUCGUGCGGGGGCGUGUUCCCUUAGGAAAUGAAAGAAUCUAUGGACCCUGCAACGCCCAGCAUGUCUUGUUCCCGCCCCCAGACACAGUACUGCUUUCGGCACGCAUUGCUGAAGAAAUUAAUCGCCUGUUUUGUUUUCUGGAGGGGGGUGUGCUGUUGUGGGUGGCUCCAGAUGGGAUGUUUAUGAAGAGAUUCUGCAAGGCCAGAGUCUACUGGAGUGGACCAAUGGCCCAACACAAAGAUCAACCCAACAAGCUGGAUCGAGAAAAGACCUUCAAACUGCUUGAUAUGCCCACAUUUUAUAACGAACUCCAGAGCUAUGUACAGAGGAACGGCCCAACACCUUCUUAUGAGAUUGAGCUUUGUUUUGGAGAGGAUUAUCCAGAUCCGAGUGUCCCAAAAAACAGGAAGCUAGUCAUGGCACAGGUGGUGCCCUUGUUUGCUAAAGAACUGCUGCAGAGUUUCCACUUGGGAGAAAGUGAGGAGACAUGGCCUGCUCUCACCCCGAGCACAGAAGAUGACGAGAUUUAAGAAUUCUGCUGAAGAUACCCAGCGAGGGCAUGGGUACAAACUGUCUGUACCGUAAGAGUUUGAAUCAACUUUAUUGUUAUUGUUUUUUUGGGUUUUUUGCCGUGAGGUGUAUAUAAUGAUAAAAGAAGUCAUGUGAGAUCGUCUUGCAUUAAAUUCAAUUCGACCUAAUGUCCUUUAUUAAUAUGUUCAUAACUUCAGUCUACCAUACAGCAUUCAAUAAAACAUGCUGAUAAAUUACUGCUAGUGUGACUUUUUUCACUGCAGAAUUGUUAAUCCUUGUAUUUCACACUCAGUAUGUAUACAGCCAUUCCCAAAUUUAAAGCUGCAGUGUGUAGGAUUUAAGGGGUGUUUAUUAUCAGAAAUGGUAUAGCAUUCCUAACAGUCUAUUCAUUAGUGUUUAAUUACUUGCAACAAUUAAUUCACAUGUUUUUAUAAAUGUAAAAUUAGCUCUUCAUAUUGGCGUGAGAGCACCUCCCCUCCCCCAAUGGAGGCUGCCAUAUUGCAACACUAUGUUAACACAGUCAACUGCAAGGGGUGCAUUUACCCCACUUUUCACACUUUGCAGGGUGUCCAAAAGCCUGAACAAAAAUGAAGGUGAAUCAGUGGUUGCUCCCUGAUACACUGUCUACUGGUUGCUAGUUCAAGCUAACAAGCUUGAGAACCCUUAUUUAGGUUUAUGAACUGGAGGAUCAUACAGAUUGUUUAUUACAAGAGAAGGAAGUGAAAACACCAAAGAAGUGAAAACAUGCUGUGAAAAAAUUUUGUGACGCAUAAUGCAAUCUGCAACUUGCAACCUCACCACUAGAUGACCCCAAAUUCUACACACUGUAGCUUUAAGAAUGCUGCAGCCCCCUCUAAAAAAUUUCCUACUGCUCACCUAAACCUUCAAUUACAAUUUUGUUUGACAUAUACAGUAAGAUGAAGAAUUUUUGUAUAUAUUAGCUUAAACGUGGUCACAUAAAUGAAAAAAAGAAAAUCCCAGAAUUUAAAUCACAUGACUGUUUUAUUAAUUCUCAUUCUGUUUUAAAAAAUAAUCAAAUAGUUUGACUAAAUUUAACUUUAUAAUAUUGAAAAAAUAAAUAUUUUUAUUUAGUUAUCUUCAUGACCUCUCACGGCCAACCAGUGGGACUGCUGCCCAUUUGUUGGGAAUCACUUCUAUACAUGAUUAUUUAAGUGUGUAUAUAUAGAAUUUUCAAAUACUCUGUAGUGAAUAAAUCGACACAUUUCAUGAAA
This is a messenger RNA of Thalassophryne amazonica, 2657 nucleotides long. RefSeq names its product interferon regulatory factor 10 (gene irf10). Gene Ontology annotation, molecular function: DNA-binding transcription factor activity, RNA polymerase II-specific; protein binding; RNA polymerase II cis-regulatory region sequence-specific DNA binding. Gene Ontology annotation, cellular component: nucleus. Bases 207 to 1424 code for a protein of 405 amino acids. The transcript is spliced from 8 exons. The record is from RefSeq and is a predicted model, not a curated record. Lineage: Eukaryota; Metazoa; Chordata; Actinopteri; Batrachoidiformes; Batrachoididae. Gene Ontology annotation, biological process: regulation of transcription by RNA polymerase II; immune system process.